AUGUGGCGACGGCUCUACCUCUUUCUUCUGCUUGUGCGCCUGUACUUUGCGAUUCAACCCAGCUACAUCCAUCCAGACGAACACUUUCAGGGGCCGGAGAUAAUUGCUGCUCAAGUCUUCGACUGGCCGUCCGAUCCUCCCUGGGAGUUCACAGACGACGAACCCAUCCGCAGCUACUUUCCUCUCUGGCUGGCUUACGGCUUCCCCCUGACUCUCCUGAAAUGGAUCUGGGAAGGCCUGGGAUAUGGCAAUGUCCAGCCCAUGCUGGCGUUCUACGCUCUGCGGAUCUUCAUGUUCAUCCUGAGCUUCGUACUCGAGGACUGGGCACUACACGAACUCAUCCCUUCACCACGCGACCGGACGAGAGCCAUCGCUUUGGUGGCCUCCAGCUAUGUCACCUGGACGUUCCAAAUGCACACCUUCUCCAACAGCAUCGAGACGCUGCUGGUGCUAUGGUGCAUCGUACUCAUGCGUCGCAUCCGUGAGCAUCCUGAAAGCACGAUGGCGAGCGCGUGCUGCGGCCUGGCUUUCAUGGGUGUGCUCGGCGUCUUCAACCGCAUCACGUUCCCUGCCUUUAUCCUGGUUCCAGCAUUGCAACUGAUACCUCAUCUCUUUACUCGAACCAUGAGGAUCCCCAUCCUCUUGUUUGGCAGUCUUCUCACGAUGGCCAUUGCAGUCACAGUCGACACAGAAAUUUACGCGUCUGUUCGGCCCUCGUUCAGCAAUCUCCGUGGGACAACAAUAUUUACACCUCUCAACAACUUGAUGUACAAUCUCGAUCCCGAAAACCUCGCCGAGCACGGCCUACAUCCCUACUGGCAGCACUUCGCCGCUAACCUCCCGCAACUACUCGGCCCCGCGAUCCCCCUUCUACUCUUCUCCAGCCGAAAGAACGCCCUGUUCUGGUCCGGCAUCACCGGCAUCGCAGCCCUAUCCUGCUUCCAACACCAAGAAGCCCGCUUCUUACUCCCCGCCGUACCACUUCUCCUCGCCUCUGUCAAACUCCCUGUCCGCUUCUCCAACAUCUGGUUCAUCAGCUGGAUCCUCUUUAACGCCACCGUGGGCUUACUCUUCGGCGCCUACCACCAAGCCGGCAUCGUCCCUGCACAGCGCUUCCUCGCCCGCGGCACCAACACUGAACAAAUCACAUGGUGGCGCACAUACCCACCGCCCACCUGGCUCGGAGGUUCCUUUUUGAGCCCCGACGUCAAAGUCAAGGACUACAUGGGCACACCGCACGAUCAGCUGUUCCUUGAACUCUACAAUAGAGCUGAAUGCCAGGACGAGCGAACCAGGGUAUCGAUGCUCGUCGCGCCUUUGAGCGCAGUGGCGCUGGAUCCGUAUAUGGAGACUCCUGACAGCGGAAUGUACGGCGCUACUAUCAAGCUGGAAGAGGUGUGGCGGACGAGUAAGCAUAUCAGAUUGGAUGAUCUUGACUUUGCAGGUGAUGGUGUUUGGAAGACGUUGAGGAGGGUGAUUGGGAGGAGGGGCUUGGCUGUUUAUGUGAUUAACAAGAAGUGCUAG
Messenger RNA from Saxophila tyrrhenica, 1524 nucleotides. RefSeq names its product alpha 1,2 mannosyltransferase (gene SMP3). The record is from RefSeq and is a predicted model, not a curated record. Gene Ontology annotation, molecular function: alpha-1,2-mannosyltransferase activity. Gene Ontology annotation, cellular component: endoplasmic reticulum membrane. Gene Ontology annotation, biological process: GPI anchor biosynthetic process. The transcript has 2 exons. The coding region runs from base 1 to 1524 and encodes 507 amino acids. Lineage: Eukaryota; Fungi; Ascomycota; Dothideomycetes; Mycosphaerellales; Extremaceae.